AUGCUCGACCCGCAAACGGUGCAGGCUCAGUUCGAGGCUCUGAUCAAGUCCCAGCUUGGCCCGUCAGCCCAAGGCGCCUCGCUGUCCGAAAUCGCGGCCGCUGCUGCCGCCAUGUUGUCGCCGAAUGCAGACCCGAGCAGCCGCACCACUGGCGAAGUGUUUGCCAGCGACGCUGCCUCUGCCGGUGGAAAGGCUCUCGACCCCGACGCGCCUGCUCCUCAGCACGACGCUCAGGACGGGCCCGCGCAGGAUAGCUUGAUCAGCGCGGACAAAGCCGUGCAGCCGCCUCCGGUUGCAGAACCCGACGUCCAUCCUGCGUCAAGAGGCACAAAGAGGCCCCGGCUCGACGACGAUGCCGAGUCCAAGUCGCAGAGGCUGCAGCUCGACGAGGAUGCCACGACACGCUUGCUGAGGGAGCUCGAGGCCGUCGCCAACGGCUUCACAGCGUCAGCUCCAGCAGCAGGCUCGCCUGUGCCGGCGUUGGCGUCCGAACCGGCGGCAACAGGGUCCACGCUCGCUCCGACGAGUCAACAUCCGCAGGUCGAUGCCGUUGUCGCCGCAGAUGGUACCUCUACAACUGCCUCCGCCCCUGCCGCCGCCACGGGCAGUCCGAGCGUUCCGCAAAGCUUUCAGAACACAUUCGCUCAGUACCAAUACCCGCAGGACCACCACCUCGCAUUUAGGGGCGUGGUUCGCGCAUCGUCCGCUGAAGAGCGACGCCACCCGUCAUCCUCGCAUGGCAGCGGCACGCCGACCGAUGCUGCCGACGGUCACGGCGGGUCGUCGACCGGCAUGACUAGGGAGGAAGAGGAGAGGGCAGCCGACGCGCUCAUCCAGGACAUUGACGCCGUCGAAGCGGCCACGAGCGCUCCAGUAUCCGGCGAGGCGGAAUCAGCAAGCGCCACAGCACCCGCUCCGGCACCCGGAGACACCGAUGCCCCUCCUGUCUCUGCUGGCGAGGAGCCGCAAAAGGAAGUCGUCGCCAGCGCGGCCGAGUCGACUUCCAUCAGCGAGGAGCUGGCUGUGCUCACGCGCGUCGCAGCAGCGUUCAUCGGAGACGGUAAUCCUCUCAACGGCGACGAAGAGUCGCAGCGUGCCCUGGCCGAGGCCGUGAAGCGGCUCAGCGCGCAGCAUGAGCAGGUCGUUCAGCAGGCGGCUGAGGCAGCGGCAGCAGCGGCGUCCAGGGCGGCGGCAGCGGCCGAGGCGAGCAAGUCCAAUGGGACCCGUGCGGGCGCGACGUCAGCAGCCACACCUUCAAUCGCCACCAACGGGGCCUCGCCAAACGCUGGCGAGAGCGGGCGCAGCCCCUCGGCACGCGGGAGCGGCAAGGUGCCGGUGAAGCGCUUCCAGUGUCCAAAGUGCGAGCGUGCGUUUGCGCGCGCUUUCAACCUCAACACGCACCUCGCGACCCACGACCCCGAUCCCAACCGUUCAAAGCCCUACCCCUGCCCCUAUCCGAGCUGCAGGUCCGAGGGCGGGCGCUCGUUCAGCCGCAAGCACGAUCUCCAGCGGCACGUUGCGAGCGUCCACGAGUUUGAACCGGAGCCUGGCAUCAAAGGCGAUCCCGGCGAGAUCCGUGGAGACACUGGCGGCCUGGCCAGCCUCGGUCUGGGAACGCCGGGCAAGAAGUUCCGUUGCGAGGCGUGCGGCAGGUCGUUCGUGCGUAGGGACGCCUGCAACCGCCACCAGUGCGCCGAGAGGCAGGGGUCCAGGGAGGCAGACGGAAGCGCUGGCCCAGAGGGCUCCGCCAGCCCGGCGCCCCGCUCCAGCAGUGUUCCCGGGCCCGGUUCCACGCCUGCCUCGGCGCCACCGUCAGUCUCGGCCUCGAUGCCUGCUCCCGGUCCCGCACCAGGAGGCAGCAGUGUCACACCCGCCGCGCCCAGCUCGACAUCCAGGGCUCAACCGCGCCAGAGCCCCAAGUCGGCCACGACGCUGCUCGGCGGCAACUUGGUCUCGCUUUACCAUUCUGGUCCGGCGAGGGACAGCGCGACGAGAUCGACGCAAGCGGCCUCCAAGCCACCAUCCUCGGCGGCAAGUUCGGCGGCGCAAAGGCAGCAACCCGGGGGUGCCACUGGAUCUACGCGACCGGCUCCCCAUGCUGCGGUUACCGGAGCGCAUGCUGCAUACUCGGUCAGGACAAUGCCAGCGCCCAGGCCGAUACUGCCAAAGGAGCCGUCGCAGCCGUCUCCGCACGCUGCCUCUGCCGCUGCCAUAGCGCCUGGCAAGCCGGCAGAGGCAGCCUCGGCAACUGUUCCAUCCGUGCCCCGCCGCCCCAGCCCGGCUCCACUCGCCGCUCCCAGCAGCGAGGCUGUCCCGGCGCCCGACCCCGGCGCCACGGCCCCGCCGCGGGAUGCGCAGACGGACGACGAGUCGGACCUCGACCAAGGCUUUUCGCAGGAGGUGCAAGACAUUGGCCGGCGGUUGCUGGCUCAGGCGCGGGCCCAGGAUCGCCGGCAGUCGUCGCAUCAGAAGCAAGCGUCGCUAACCCAGCGGCCGAUGGAGAAUCAGCAGCAGUCGCAGCAGUCGCAGCAGUCGCAGCCGCUCGCAGCGUCCACAUCGCCUGUGACCUCGGUCCAGUCGCAAGCGCCGCCGCCACCGCAGCAGCAGCCAGGACAGGCACAAGCGCAGGUCGCGACCCUGCCGCAGGCCGAGAAUCAGCGACCGGCUGAGGUCCCUGCGCAACCUCAGUCGCAACCUCGAGACGCGGCGGAGACUCGGCCCAUACUUCAGCCUCAGCCUCAGCCUCAGCCUGUGCAGCUUCCUCCUGCACCUUCCACCCAGCCUCAAUCUCGACCCGAGCCUGUGGUGCAGCCGCAGGGGCAGCAGUCGGACACUGCGCGUCCAAUCGCAACCGAUGGUGUCGGUGUCGGUGUCGGUGGCUCAGACGCACCGGCUCCUCCGGCUACGCAGGCUGCUCCCCCGACAACUACGUCUGUUGCUGCUUCGGCAGAUUCGGCGCCAGCAUUGUCGGUUGGGAGCGCCAAUAGAGAGCCUGCGACGUCGCAAGUGUCCCUAUCGCCACCUGUGAUGCAGGUGCAGCAGGCUCAGCAGCCCAUCUUGCCGCCGUCGCCGCCGCCGCCGCCGCAGCAGCAGCAGCAGCAGCCGGCUCCGCCGCCUACCUCGACCGAGACCUCUGCGAGCGCCAUUGAUGCCAGCGGCGGAAGCAGCCUCGUACCCCAAAACACCCUGAAGCUCGGCACUGCCUGA
Pseudozyma flocculosa PF-1 is the source of this 3207-nucleotide messenger RNA. RefSeq lists its product as uncharacterized. The coding region runs from base 1 to 3207 and encodes 1068 amino acids. Gene Ontology annotation, cellular component: nucleus. The record is from RefSeq and is a predicted model, not a curated record. Lineage: Eukaryota; Fungi; Basidiomycota; Ustilaginomycetes; Ustilaginales; Ustilaginaceae. The transcript has a single exon.